AUGUUACCGGACGGAUGUACCAACAAAGUUGAGAAGGAUGGAACCAAUAUAGUUGAGAAGGAUGGAACCAAUAUUGCUGAGAAGGAUGGAACCAAUAUAGCUGAGAAAGAUGGAACCAAUAUAGCUGAGAAGGAUGGAACCAAUCUAGCUGAGAAGGAUGAUGGAACCAAUAUAGCUGAGAAGGAUGGAACCAAUAUAGCUGAGAAGGAUGUAACCAAUAUAGCUGAAAAGGAUGGAACCAAUAUAGAUGAGAAGGAUGGAAUCAAUAUAGCUGAGAAAGAUGAAACCAAUAUAGCUGAGAAGGAUGGAACCAAUAUAGCUGAGAAGGAUGGAACCAAUAUAGCUGAGAAGGGGAACCAAUCUGAGAAGGAUGGAACCAAUAUAGCUGAGAAGGAUGGAACCAAUAUAGCUGAGAAGGGUGGAACCAAUUUAGCUGAGAAGAAAGGAAUCAAUGUAGCUGAGAAGAAUGGAACCAAUAAAGCUGAGAAGGAGGGAACCAAUGAUGGAACCAAUAAAGCUGAGAAGGAUGAAACCAAUAUAGCUGAGAAGGAUGGAACCAAUGUAGCUGAGAAGGAUGGAACCAAUGUAGCUGAGAAGAAAGGAAUCAAUGUAGCUGAGAAGAUUGGAACCAAUAAAGCUGAGAAGGAUGGAACCAAUACAGCUGAGAAGGAUGGAACCAAUGUAGUUGAGUAUGAGGAGAAUAAAGAAUGUAAGUUUUAA
Messenger RNA from Eurytemora carolleeae, 720 nucleotides. RefSeq names its product circumsporozoite protein-like. The record is from RefSeq and is a predicted model, not a curated record. NCBI's taxonomy places the organism in Eukaryota, Metazoa, Arthropoda, Copepoda, Calanoida, Temoridae. The transcript is spliced from 5 exons. The coding region runs from base 1 to 720 and encodes 239 amino acids.